This is a messenger RNA of Penicillium waksmanii, 1578 nucleotides long. Its product is annotated as sulfatase family protein. The transcript has 5 exons. Bases 1 to 1578 code for a protein of 525 amino acids. The record is from RefSeq and is a predicted model, not a curated record. Gene Ontology annotation, molecular function: N-acetylglucosamine-6-sulfatase activity; arylsulfatase activity; glycosaminoglycan binding. Gene Ontology annotation, biological process: phenol-containing compound metabolic process. Lineage: Eukaryota; Fungi; Ascomycota; Eurotiomycetes; Eurotiales; Aspergillaceae.
AUGCCAAAAUUACAGCGACUGGUUGGAGAUGAAGGCACUACCUUUGAGCGACAUUUUUGUACGAUUGCCAUCUGCUGCCCGUCGCGAGUGAGUCUGAUGACAGGCAAGCUGGCACAUAACACCAAUGUCACCGACGUGAAUCCUCCACAUGGUGGAUAUCCGAAAUUCGUGGCAGAGGGACAUAAUGAGAAUUACUUACCCGUCUGGCUUCAGGACGCAGGCUAUAACACCUAUUACACCGGCAAACUUAUGAACUCUCACACACCUUCCAAUUAUAACAAACCAUUCCCUAAAGGUUGGAACGGAACAGACUUUCUGAUGGACCCCUCCACCUAUAGCUACUGGAACUCCACCUUCCAGAGCAACCAUAAUGCACCUGUUGAGUCGGAUGGCUACUCGACCGACUUCAUCUCUAAUUAUGCCCUCAACUUCAUUGAGGAAGCUUAUAGCUCCGACCGCCCAUUCUUCAUCGGAGUUGCUCCUAUCGCACCACACGCAAAGGUAGUUGCUGCUGAAGGCUCGUCAGCCUUCACCUUCCCCGAUCCUGCAGAGCGCCAUCAGGAAAAGUUUGUCGAUGUAAAAGCUCCUCAGGAAGGAGGCAACUUCAACCCUGACACGCCGAGCGGAGCCAGCUGGGUGAUGGAUCUCCCACAGCUAAACUCUAGCCAGCUCUCUUAUUUAGACGAGUAUUAUCGCAAAAGAGUUCGGUCCCUUCAAGCAGUCGAUGAGCUUGUGGAAAGCGUGGUGACAAAACUCGAGGAUUAUGGACUGCUGGAGAAUACCUAUAUAUUUUACACAUCCGACAACGGAUACCAUAUGGGCCAGCAUCGCAUGACCCCUGGCAAGGGCUGUCCUUACGAGGAAGAUAUCAAUGUCCCCAUGAUUAUCCGUGGCCCUGGAGUGCCUAAGGGUCGGACGGUUGAUUUUGUCACCUCGCACACUGAUAUCGCUGCCACUUUGUUUGACCUGGCCGGUAUCCCCUUAAGAGAUGAUUUUGAUGGACUCCCGAUGCCUUUGACUGUUCCUGAGAUACAUAAUGCUAAAUCUGACCCACGUCGGGAGCAUUUGUCCGUUGAAUUUUGGGGCACAAUUAUUGAGGAGGGCGAUAUUGGGCGAGUUUCACCGACUGAAGGUGCUCUCGUCCACAGUAAUAACACCUACAAGGCUAUGCGAGUAAUCGGCGACUCUUAUAACUUUUUCUACUCGGUCUGGUGUACUAAUGAACACGAGCUUUACGAUAUGACGAAUGACCCGUACCAAAUGCGGAAUCUUUUCAACAAUUCUAAGGGCAGGCUACUCGGCCGAGAUAUUAAUCAAGUGAUCUCCCGUCUAGAUGCUCUUUUGCUGGUUCUGAAGAGCUGUAAAGGCUCAGAAUGUACAUUUCCCUGGCAAGUGCUCCAUCCGGAUAAGAAGGUCACAAGCCUUCCUCAAGCACUGCAACCUAAGUUCGACGCGUUCUACGCUGCACAGCCCGAUAUCAGUUUCUCGGCGUGUGAGUUAGGAUACUUGCUGGAGUCGGAGGGACCACAGGAGGGUUAUGCGUAUCGACGCAAUGGACAUUGGAGUAACUGGGUAUAG